AUGGUUAACGAACAAAAUAAAACUACUUCUUUAGAAAAAAACAAAUCAAAAACUCUUUCUUUUACUAACCUUAAUCCCCGCCGUGGUUCUUUACCAGUCGACCAUCAACGUCCUUUAUCUCCGGCAAUUCGACAAUCUAAAUUAACUAAACAAAACCAAGAAUUAGACCAGUUAAAAAACGAACUCAAAGAAGUUAAUGAUGAUUUUUAUCAAUUCACUAAUCAAAAUGUCGAGUUAAGUCGCCUUUUGAACCAAGAAAAAUUAACUAACCAAAAACUAGAACAACAAUUUAUUGCGGCAAUCGAUGAAAAUCACCGCUUACGAGAUCAGCAAAAAGUUAAUCACCAAAACUUGUUAACUAAAAUUAAUGAGUUAAGUCAAUUAAGGAAAAUUAAUCAAGUUGAAAGAGAACAAUUACUGAAGUUUAUUGCCGAACAGCAAGUUAAAUUUGAAGAACAAAUUGCUCAACAAGCUAAAGAACUAACUAAACAAUACAAUAGUUUACGAAGUUUUGUCUUGAAAGCCGACUUACCCACUAAAUUUAAACGGACUCAUAAACCAAAUUUAAGCACUGGUAGCCUACCAGUUAGUUAUAAUAAUUCUCCCCGUGAUUCUUUUCACGAGGAUGAUCAAAAUGAAUCCCCAACUAGUCUUUUUACUGAAUUGACCAAAGGUAAUAUUUUUAACCAUCCUCUGACCAGUUCACCCUUAGCGGAAAAUGAUAAUAAUCCUUUAGAAGAAAUUGUUAAAUCAAACCACAAACGGCAUUCCAAUUCACCUUUUUUUGUUGCUCCUCCUUCCCCACAAAAUAGUUAUGAUGAUUUAGUAGGAGAAGUGGAAGAUUUUGUAGCCGAAGCCAGUCCGGAAGCAGUCUCCCAAGUUUUACAAGAUAAAACCUAUUUAGAAGCCGCCUACAAAGAUUUAAAAGAUCAAAAGGAAUUGGCCGAAUUAAAAUAUAAGUUAGCUGAAAGUCAAACUAGAAAACGGAUUGAGGAUUAUGAACAAGUUUGUAGCGAUUUAGCAAAAACUAAUGAGUCAUUAAAAAUUAGCGAAGAAAGCAAUCGAAAAUUACAAAAUAAAGUUCAGCAAUGGCAAGCACUUAAUGAAGAAUUAAAUGAGGAAUUGGAACAACAAAAAAAACAAGAAGAGGAAAACGAAGAUGAAUUAAAGAGAAUACUAACCGAAGCAAAUGCUGAAGCAGAUGAAAUUGAAGAAAUUUUUAAAGAAGCAGCUCAAGAAUUAAAGAAUAAGUUAACUAAUUAUAAAACCGUAAUCAGUCAGUUAAAGGCUCAAUUAAAAGAAGUAGAAAAAAAAGCCGAAGAAACCGAAGAAGAAUUAAAAAAACUCCAAGCCGAAAGUAAUAAAAAAGCUGAAAAGAUAGAAGAGCAAAAGAAAGAAGAUGAAGAGGUUUUGAAAAUAUUACGAGAAGCCAAUCAAGAGGCUGAUGAAAUCGAAGCUCAAAUAUUGGAAAUCAGAAACUUAAAUUUGUUUAAAUAA
Messenger RNA from Funneliformis geosporum, 1497 nucleotides. Lineage: Eukaryota; Fungi; Glomeromycota; Glomeromycetes; Glomerales; Glomeraceae. The record is from the annotation of a GenBank genome assembly.